GCCUCAUGCCAAUAUGGGGCUGAGUAGGUAUGGCGUGCCAUAGUUUUCGUAUUGAACUCCGCUGUUUGGACUGUAGACGAGAGCAACAGUCGGAACUGUGAAAGCAAUUCAUCUUAUAUAAAUCGCCUUCUUCUCCUUUACAGCAGCUACUAGAUCAUCAGCAUCUACUCAAGUUUCUCCUACAACCAAAUCACUGCAAUAUCCUCUUUUAGUCACACAACACUUACCCUUCCAACAUGGCACGAGUCUGGUUCAUCACUGGUUCCUCUCGAGGAGUUGGCCGCGCGCUGGUCGAGAAAGUCCUUGAGUCGGGCGAUAUCGUCGUCGCAACUGCUCGCAACCCAUCUCAACUCGAUGACAUCGUCGCGAAAUAUGGAUCCGAUAAGAUCCUCGCAACCGCUCUUGAUGUAACAGACUUCGACCAAGCCAACAAGGCAGCUAAGGAAGCCAUUGAAAAGUUUGGCCGCAUCGACGUGGUCGUCAAUAACGCCGGCUACGCAGACAUGGCAUCCAUCGAAGAUGCAGAUAUAAAAGGCUUCCGCGAGCAGGUUGACGUCAACCUUUUCGGGGUCGUCAAUGUUACAAAAGCCAUCGUGCCUAUCAUGCGCAAACAAAAGUCCGGCCACGUUAUUCAAGUCUCAAGUGUCGGAGGCCGCGUCGGUACACCCGGAGCAGCCGCUUACCAGAGUGCCAAAUGGGCUGUUGGAGGAUUUUCAACUGUUCUGUCGCAGGAGGUGGCCCCCUUCGGUAUCAAGGUUACAGUCGCCGAGCCAGGUGGCAUCAAGACUGAGUGGGCUACCACUGCCACUGAGACGGCCAAGGUCAGCGAGCCUUAUCAGCAGACUGUCGGCCAGAUGAUUCAGCUGGUCAAGGGACACUCAGAGUGGACGGAGGCUUCUGAGAUAGCUAGAGCUAUUAUUCACCUUUCGAAUGUGGAGGAGCCCCCACUGAGAAUCAUCCUGGGCAAGGACGCGCUCCAAUAUGCUCAUAUGGCGGCCAAGGCUCUUGCUGACUCUGACGAGAAGUGGGACAAUGUCUCAAAGCUGGAAUUCUGAUAUUACAGUUGUGAGAAAGCGAUGCUUGGACAGACAAUGCUAAAUCCUUUUGUAUAAUAGUUGAUGAAUU
This is a messenger RNA of Fusarium oxysporum Fo47, 1125 nucleotides long. RefSeq lists its product as uncharacterized. The transcript has a single exon. NCBI's taxonomy places the organism in Eukaryota, Fungi, Ascomycota, Sordariomycetes, Hypocreales, Nectriaceae. Bases 237 to 1055 code for a protein of 272 amino acids. The record is from RefSeq and is a predicted model, not a curated record.